UUGCGUCACCGAGGAGGCGGGGCCAGUCUCUCUCUUCCGGGUUGCUGCAACUCUGCUGGUUUAGAGAUUUGAUUGUUCAGGAAUGAAAGCAGUGUCCCGUCACUGGGCUGCAUCGGUGCAUGUAGCGCUUAGUCUUAUUGGGCUUCCCUACGCUGCUGCCACGAGUGGAGUCUGGUGCGUCCAACCAAUUUCCAGCAGUAAGAAGGCCAUUACCCGCAGUGUCUUUUCAUCAACAUCAGUCUACAUGUGUUCUGCCGCCGCGCACGUGAAGGCUCGCUGCCCGGUGUAUCCCGGAUCAGACACACACCGCUUCCCUGUCCCAGACCACACAGUAGACUGGGACACAGACUGGCCCCAGUACAGCCCUGUCAACUAUACCGCCCCCACUGUACUGAACAAGCCUGUUUGGGCUGACCCAGAGAUUGGUGCAUUUUCCCCACAGUUCAAUUCUAUAGAUCAAUCUGUGGACAGGAGAAGCCAUGAGGGCUCGUAUCAUGUUCAAAAUGGCAAACCACUUAAUCCACAUGGAAGGACUGGGCUGGAGGGCCGAGGAUUACUGGGAAGGUGGGGUCCGAACCACGCCGCUGAUCCAAUAGUUACCAGGUGGAAAAGGGACUCUACAGGACAGCGUGUCAACAACACUAACUCUCAACUACCUGUGCUGCAAUUUGUGUCCAUCAAGAGGUUGGACUGUGGCGAAUGGGCCAUCCCAGGGGGAAUAGUGGACCCUGGAGAGCGCAUUUCUCAAACACUGCAGCGCGAGUUCUCGGAAGAGGCGUUAAACUCUCUGCAGGCAUCUCCAAGUGAGAGGGAAAAGAUCCAGAAGCGAAUCGCUGAACUUUUCAACUCCGCAGGUCUUCAGGUGUAUAAAGGUUAUGUAGAUGAUCCAAGAAACACAGAUAAUGCUUGGAUGGAGACAGUUGCAGUCAACUUCCAUGAUGAAUCAGGUAAUAGUGUGAGUGAGCUUCCAUUGCAAGCAGGCGAUGACGCAGGUCAAGUGAGCUGGAUGGAUGUUGACUCCUCUCUGGCCCUUUAUGCCAAUCACUUGCAUUUCCUAGAGACCGUUGCAAAGGAAAGAAAUGCACACUGGUAACAGAAAAUAGUAAAAAAUGCCUUUCUGCUUUAACAUAAAUUACAGAAAUCUUUGUAUAUGUAUAAUUUAAAUGACAUGUAUGAAGAUGUGUAGCUUGGAUAUAUAAUUUAGAUGCAAACUAGUAAAAUCAGUUCGGGUGCUGACACAUAUUUAUAUGAAGUAUGAAAUGUUUGCCACAAAACUGCCAACAAUUGAAUUCUAAUGAACCAAAGGUUCACCUCAAUUAACUGUAAACUUUCUUAAUAUCCAUAUUAUAAAGCAUGGCUACUGAAAAUGGAGGCAUAAGGAUUAUUUAAGUUUUCCUGUUACUCUGAAUUUACCACUACUACCCAAGAACUUGUGUAUGACUUUU
Messenger RNA from Carassius carassius (crucian carp), 1445 nucleotides. Its product is annotated as ADP-ribose pyrophosphatase, mitochondrial-like. Gene Ontology annotation, molecular function: ADP-ribose diphosphatase activity. Lineage: Eukaryota; Metazoa; Chordata; Actinopteri; Cypriniformes; Cyprinidae. The record is from RefSeq and is a predicted model, not a curated record. The coding region runs from base 83 to 1093 and encodes 336 amino acids. The transcript is spliced from 8 exons.